Messenger RNA from Urocitellus parryii (Arctic ground squirrel), 465 nucleotides. It is a transcript of the gene Gpha2, whose product is annotated as glycoprotein hormone subunit alpha 2. Gene Ontology annotation, biological process: cell surface receptor signaling pathway. The record is from RefSeq and is a predicted model, not a curated record. Gene Ontology annotation, molecular function: thyrotropin-releasing hormone receptor binding; hormone activity. NCBI's taxonomy places the organism in Eukaryota, Metazoa, Chordata, Mammalia, Rodentia, Sciuridae. Gene Ontology annotation, cellular component: extracellular region.
AUGGGCUACCUUGUGAGACUCCAGAGCAGCAGGAGGCGCCCGGAGCCUGCAAGCAGCAGUUCCUGGCCUGCGCUGGUGCCCAUGGCGUCCCCCCAAGCCCUGCUCAUCUGCCUGCUGGUCCUGGCAGUCACUGAAGGCUGGGAUCAGGAGGCAGCCAUCCCAGGUUGCCACUUGCACCCCUUCAACGUGACAGUGCGCAGUGACCGCCAAGGCACCUGCCAGGGCUCCCAUGUGGCACAGGCCUGCGUGGGCCACUGUGAAUCCAGUGCCUUCCCUUCCCGGUACUCUGUGCUGGCGGCCAGUGGCUAUCGACACAACAUCACCUCCGUCUCCCAGUGCUGCACCAUCAGCAGCCUGAAGAAGGUAAAGGUGCAGCUGCAGUGUGUGGGGGACCGGAGGCAGGAGCUCGAGAUCUUCACGGCCAGGGCCUGCCAAUGUGACAUGUGUCGCCUCUCUCGCUUCUAG